AUGGGUGUAAUUCCUGAGACAGCUUUUGAAGAUAUGAUCAAUGUGUUAUCCAAAGCUGGCCGUGUCAAGGAAGCUUGCAACUUGGCCGAUGGAAUUGUGGACACAGGUAGGGAAAUACCAGGACGAAUCCGAACUGUUCUAAUCAAUGCCUUGAGGAAAGCUGGCAAUGCAGAUUUAGCUAUGAAGUUGAUGCACAGUAAGAUCGGUAUUGGCAUAGUGCAGUCCUUUAUCGCCUUCGAAGAGCUCUGGAAGGAGUUGUGCAUUGACAUUCGAGACGGCACUCUUAGUAAACGAAUCAAUCUCCCCAAAGUGCGAAAAGCUGUCUUGGAUAUCAUCUCCCCAAACCCAAUUCUGGCUUCGAAAAUUGAAGCUUGUUGCGAGGAGCUGGAGGAUUUGGAUUGGUUUGGUCUGAUUCCAAAGCUUUGGCCCAAUGCCAAGUAUGUGUACUCUAUAAUGACAGGAUCAAUGCAGCCGUAUUUGAAAAAACUCCGGCGAUAUGCAGCGGAAGUGCCGCUAGUAAGUGCAGAAUAUGGAUCAACUGAGAGUUGGAUUGGAGUGAAUGUGGAUCCUUGUUUGCCUCCGGAGGAUGUGACAUUUGCAGUGGUGCCGACUUUUUCCUACUUUGAGUUCAUACCACUUCAUAGACAGAAGCAAGAUUACAAUUUGGUCAUUGAUGAUUUCAUAGAAGAUAAACCAGUACCAUUGUCACAAGUCAAGGUUGGACAAGAGUAUGAGAUUGUCCUCACUACUUUCACUGGACUUUAUAGGUACAGGCUAGGAGAUGUGGUGGAAGUGGCAGGUUUCCACAAUGGAACUCCAAAAUUGAACUUUAUAUGCAGGAGAAAGCUUAUAUUGACAGUAAACAUAGACAAAAACACUGAAAAGGACCUUCAAAUGGUGGUGGAGAGAGGGUCUCAACUAUUGAGCAAGUCCAAAGCAGAACUGAUUGACUUCACAAGCCAUGCUGAUGUGCUGACCCAACCAGGCCACUACAUAAUAUACUGGGAGAUCAAAGGAGAAGUUGAAGAGAGGGUUCUUGGUGAAUGUUGCAGAGAAAUGGAUGCAUCUUUCGUGGAUCAUGGUUACGUUGUCUCGAGGCGAAGUAAUUCGAUCGGACCUCUAGAGCUUCGGAUUGUGGAGAAGGGAACGUUCAAGAAAAUUUUGGAAUAUUUCAUAGGAAAUGGAUCGGCAUUGAGCCAAUUCAAGACCCCUAGGUGCACUAGCAACAAGGUGCUCUUGAGCAUUCUCAAUUUAUGCACCACUAAAAGGGUUUACAGCACUGCAUAUGCUAAUUAGCAACAUUAUUGUAUUUGGCAAACGGAUAUGGAGGGUUAAAUUCUUCCGGAUCAGAUAAGUUACAUGUCAAAAUCAUGAGUUUGGAUCAGAAAUAAAGUUUAACUUUAUCUAAUGU
Malus domestica (apple) is the source of this 1411-nucleotide messenger RNA. The record is from RefSeq and is a predicted model, not a curated record. Lineage: Eukaryota; Viridiplantae; Streptophyta; Magnoliopsida; Rosales; Rosaceae.